Chlamydomonas reinhardtii is the source of this 1915-nucleotide messenger RNA. RefSeq lists its product as uncharacterized. NCBI's taxonomy places the organism in Eukaryota, Viridiplantae, Chlorophyta, Chlorophyceae, Chlamydomonadales, Chlamydomonadaceae. The record is from RefSeq and is a predicted model, not a curated record. Gene Ontology annotation, cellular component: membrane; SNARE complex; endomembrane system. The coding region runs from base 214 to 1143 and encodes 309 amino acids. The transcript has 6 exons. Gene Ontology annotation, molecular function: SNARE binding; SNAP receptor activity. Gene Ontology annotation, biological process: intracellular protein transport; vesicle-mediated transport; vesicle fusion.
CACAACUCAAGCCCAUUCACAGAGUACACACAUACAUUGCGGACUGUGCCAGCCCUCCAACACCUGCGCACAGGAAUUCUCAGACCCUCACCGCUACGCACAGCAAGGGAGCCCCUUCUCACUGAAUCUCAACUGCUGAUAUACGUAGAGGCAAAAGCCUAACUUUGAGGGGGCCUCAGUCAAUCAAUUGUCGCCAAGCGCGCCCCGUUAGCCAUGCCUCCAUUUGGGAGCACGCGGAAUCUAACUCAACAGUUUAUACGCCUUCGAAAUGAGGCCCGGAGACUCCAGCAUUCAGGAGGCCCUCCGCAGGGCGACAAGGCCACGGAGAAGCUUAUGAGUGCCGCGUUGGGAAGCUCAUCGGAUGUGGAGGCAGCAGGGGCAGCUAGCUCUUCGGUGUCGCCAGUCUGGGUGCUGCAGUCGGAGCGCAUCCGAGUAGAAAUGAACCUAGUGAAGGAGCGACUGGUGAAGCUGAAGGAGUACCACGCGAAGGCGCUGCUCGUGACCUUUGACGGGGAAAGUGAGGCGCAGGUGCAUGCAGAGGCGCUGACGCGGGAAAUCCAGCAGAGCUUUAAGCGGUUAGACGCGGCCAUUCGGGCCAUGGCGCAGAGCACGGGGCGCAACGAGGACGCGGAGGUCCGGUUGCAGGUCCAGCGGCAGCUGGCGUCGGCCCUGUUCAAGCUGUCGGUGGAGUUCCGCAAGGAGGAGACGCGCUUCCUGAACAAGGUGGAGCAGCAGAAGGGGCUGGAGGCGGGCAGCGUCAUCGGGCUUGUGGAGGCGGACGAGGGGACCAAGACUGGCGGCGAGCCUGUGGACCCGGGCUUCACGCAGGCGCAGCUGGCCAUGGUGGACAUCAGCACGGACCUGAUCACCGAGCGAGACAGCGAGAUCCGCAAGAUCGUGGAGGCUAUCGCCGAGCUGGCGCAGAUCAUGCGCGACAUGUCCACCUUGGUGCUUGAGCAGGGCACCAUGCUGGACCGCAUCGACCACAACAUCGCGCAGACGUCGGUCAAGGUGGAGGAGGGCGUGAAGCAGCUCAAAGCGGCGGAGACGACGCAGAAGCGCGGCCGCAUGUUCAUUUGCAUCAUCGCGCUCAUCGUGCUGAUUGUGCUCAUGCUCAUUAUUGUCAUCAUCCGCCACAUCUGAUGAACCGGUGCUGCUGGUGCUGGUGCUGGUGCUGGUUGCUCGAGGCGGAGGCGGUGGUGGCGCGGCGCAGCUUGUCGGCAAUCAGCGCAAUGGAGCCGGUAUGAAUGCAACGUGGGCGCUGGUGUGCGGGGCGGCAGUGCGUGGCUGUGGCAGUCAGAGGCAGCGCGUAGCGACGGACCGCCGGCGUCUGAGUAACGCUGCGCGGCGGCGGUCGGCAAGGAUGUUGGGGUGGUAGGUAAUGCAGGUGGCGCCCUGCUGGUUUGCCGUCUGCUGAUCGGGGAGCAGCCACGGCGGCAGGCCGGUCGGCUUUGGACGUGGCGUUCAUUACCAUGUAGCAGCCGCCGAAAUCGCCGCGCAAGAUGGCUCGUGCGACGCGAUGUCGUGGCGUGUAAUUUACAUUGCUUGGAGUCGGGCACUGUGGCAGCCUCGCAGUAUGUGUAUGGCCGCCAGAGUCAAGUGUCCGAUCCUUGCGUGUUACCGCACUGUAUCUGGGCAUCAGUUGUCACGCGCGUGUGUCCCUGCUUCGUUCACAACUCCACAUCCGCAUCUGCGUGCAUCGAAGAACUGGCAAUUCAUAUGACCCCAAUUGUGAAUUAAGGCCAAAGCGCAAGAGGAACGCCGUCAUUGAAGCGAACACAUCGAAGGGCCGGCAGCCGCCACGGCUACACCUGCGGCCGAGCAACUGCAGGAGCAACUGACUGGCCCGACGGACGGACGGUGCAGGAGGGUGAGAGGGCGUGCCACGAAGUGGGCGAUACAUAUCGCUCACUAU